CAAUAUGAGUAUGACGUCAUCGUUAGUGCUGCUGGAAGAGUACUAGUCAUUGGUAUCAUGUCGGCAUCUGAGAAAACGACCAAGGAGGCGUCUGAGAGUGAUGCAUUGGAAACGAAUCUUGAAGUGAGACUCUCAAGCCAGUCGGAUGACGGUCCUGAGAGACCUGCCACACCAGUGGUUACUAAGGACACUGAGCCUAUGCUGUCACAGCCAGUCCAGCAGAUUCCAAAGGAUGGUUUGAAAAACAGAGAGGAAACCGAAAGACUCGCAACAACGUCUUCCUCUGUGUCAGGCAGAGCCCUCACAGGACAUGCAGCCAAGAGCCUUCCACACACGUCCUCCCCUUCCCUCUCCCCCCCCUCUACCUCUGCUUCCUCUCCUUCUGGAAGAGCAAAAAUGAGUGUCUCUGGACCAGGAAGCAAACCUCACAUGUCGCCUCUGUCCCCAUCCUCUUCCCAUCCAAUCCCUGGCCAGGCUGUAAAGAUACAUCGCGCUCGCAAGACCAUGAACAGACCGCCCCCAACACAGGUGAGGUGCAUUGAGUCGGCCAUUGUGCCAGUCAUACCCACAGAAGCCACAGCAACCUUCACGACAGACGCCGAAUCUGUAGUGGCAAAGCGGAGAAAGCUGGGCCUUGACAUUACACCUGAGAAGGCAGAGAGCACGAUAGGAGCAGAGAAGAAGACGGAUCGCAUUCUCCUCGAGGAGGCAAAAAGGCGCAGCAGCUGGCUGAAGGAUUUGGAUGAGGGUGCAGACGAGGACGAUUUUCUGCUCUACAACCCCUAUGCUAGGGACGAAGCGGACGCAGCCUAUUCAGACAGCAAGUCUGAAGAUGGUGGAAUCGAGGAUAGGCUUCAUGAAAGAGAUGCAGAAGAGUCGGCCAACAUGUCCGAUAACAGCUCUGAGUCGGAUCCACAGAGGCCAGGCCAGCGGAGCAAAGGGAGGAACGAGUCGCCCUGGACCCGCCCAGGGCGGGGGAAAGGGAGAGAGAAAGCUGACGGCAUGGAGGCAGGUGGAGCCAUGUCGACAGCACCUCCUCAAGGCGGGUCCAGUGAAUACACAGAAGUGGCCUUGGGCUCCCUGGACAUCACCGCUGCAGACGGCUUGACACUGUCACCUCAACACGAAGGCAGCGACGCCGGCGAGACGGAGCGCCUGGAGGAGCUGCCUCUGUGUAGCUGCCGGAUGGAGGCGCCCCGGGUGGACAGUGCCAGCGGACGUCCCGACAGACUGUGCAUGGCCACCGAGAGCGUCAACGGAGAGUUGGUGAGCUGUACCAGUAUCAUUCAGAAGGGGGAGACCAUGCGGCCGUCCAGUCGGGUUUCCCUCAUGGUGCUGUGUGAGAACCAUCGCUCCCACAUGGUCAAACAUCACUGCUGCCCUGGAUGUGGUUACUUCUGUAUCACGGGCACUUUUCUGGAGUGCUGUCCAGACCAGCGCAUCGCACACCGUUUCCACCGGGGCUGCGUUACAGUGCUCGGGGCCGGGCGGGGCAGGGGCUUGCUUUUCUGCCCCCACUGCGGCGAGGACGCCUCGGAGGCCCAGGAGGUCACCAUCCCACCCUCGGCGUCGUCGACAGCUACCGUGGUCACGACUUCGGCCUCCUCGACCACCACACCGUCUCUCCCCCCGUCCGUUCCCUCUCCCCCCUCCCAGGCGGCCUCCACAGGGGCACCGGAGAACGGGAAGAAGCCAGAGGGUCCGGUCAAGCUCGAAAGUGCGAGGAUGCGUGGGCGAGGGUUGGUGAAGAGGGAGGCCGAGCAGCCCCCCCAAGCCACUGUGGUAGGAGCGCCUGUCGACACACCCCACCCAGGGGAGGAGGGUGUGGACAGUGUGGGCCCCUCCCUCUGCCUGCCCAAUGGGAAGCCAAUAAGCCCCAGUGCGCUUCCCCCAGGGCCCAGCAGGGUGGCGUUGCAGAAGGCCAUUCUCACCCAGGACACUGAGAGGAGGAAGAAGCUGAGGUUCCACCCCCGCCAGCUUUACCCUGCCGCCAAGCAGGGCGAGGUGCAGCGAGUUCUGCUCAUGCUCAUGGAGGGCAUAGACCCAACCUACCAGGCUGAAUCCCAGAACAGACGGAGUGCUCUUCACGCUGCUGCCCAGAGAGGCCUGCUGGAGGUCUGCUACAUGCUGGUGCAGGCAGGCGCUAAAUUGGAUGUCCAAGACAAAUCAAUGAGGACUCCUCUCCUGGAGGCUAUUGUCAACAACCAUGUGGAUGUGACCAAGUACCUGGUCCAAAGUGGAGCCUGUGUUUAUCAAACGGAGGAAGAUGGCUACACCGGUCUCCACCAUGCGUCCAAACUGGGCAACCUAGAAAUUGUCACCCUUUUGUUGGAGACUGGACAGGUGGACAUCAACGCACAGGUGGGGAAGAGCAAGAGAGGAACACUCUUGGGCUCUAGACAGGGUGGCAGCAACCAACAAGAUAGUGGAGGCUGGACUCCUAUCAUCUGGGCCGCAGAGCACAAGCACAUACAGGUCAUCAGAGCCCUGCUCAACAGAGGGGCCGACGUCACGCUCAAGGACAAGGAGAUGAAUGUUUGUCUUCAUUGGGCAUCUUUCGCUGGCUGCGCUGAGAUUGCCGAGAUGGUGCUAAACGCCGGCUGCCCCCUGUCCUCUGUUAACAUGCACGGGGACACGCCCCUCCACAUCGCCGCCAGGGAGGGCUUCUUCGAGUGUGUAACACUGUUCCUCUCCAGGGGUGCGGACAUUGACAUCAUGAACAGGGAAGGUGACACGCCUCUUUCUCUAGCACGUUCAGAUUCGCCCGUGUGGGUGUCACUCCAGAUCAACAGGAAGCUGCGGCGGGGGAUAGCCAAUCGCAUUCUUCGGACAGAAAAGAUAAUCUCCAGUGACGUAGCCCAGGGCUAUGAGAACGUGCCCAUCCCCUGUGUGAACGCCGUGGACGAUGAGGGAUGUCCCUCUGACUACAAAUACGUCUCGGAGAACUGUGAGACGUCAGCCAUGAACAUCGACCGCAACAUCACACACUUACAGCACUGCAGCUGCACGGACGACUGCUCCUCCAGCAACUGUCUGUGUGGACAGCUAAGUAUACGUUGCUGGUACGACAAGGACCACCGGUUGCUGCAGGAGUUCAAUAAGAUCGAACCCCCUCUCAUCUUCGAGUGCAACCUGGCGUGCUCCUGCUACCGCACAUGCAAGAAUCGAGUUGUGCAGGCAGGCAUCAAGGUGCGUCUCCAGCUGUACCGGACAGAGAAGAUGGGAUGGGGAGUGAGGGCCCUGCAAGACAUACCCCAGGGGAGCUUCAUCUGCGAAUACGUAGGAGAACUAAUCUCUGAUGCAGAGGCAGACGUAAGAGAAGACGACUCCUAUCUUUUUGACCUGGACAACAAGGACGGGGAGGUGUACUGCAUCGACGCGCGUUACUAUGGCAACAUCAGCCGCUUCAUCAACCACCUGUGCGACCCCAACAUCAUCCCUGUGCGUGUGUUCAUGCUGCACCAGGACCUGCGCUUCCCACGCAUCGCCUUCUUCAGUUCUCGAGACAUCCUCACGGGACAGGAGCUAGGGUUUGAUUAUGGAGACCGUUUCUGGGAUAUCAAGAGUAAAUACUUCACCUGCCAGUGUGGAUCAGAAAAAUGCAAACACUCCGCGGAGGCUAUCGCCUUGGAGCAGAGCCGGCUCGCUCGUCUGGAGGCCUGUCCAGAAUCAGGGACUGAUCCUGGACUUGCCUUGCUAGGAAAUUCCUAGUCUUCCGCUGAGGGCUUUUGCAUGUGUCUCUGUCCUUAAUUUGGUUUUGAAUUUGCUAUGAGUUAUUGUUUCAGUGCGACAGACAAGAUUUCAUGCUUUUACUUGUUACAGACUGGGGUAAAAAAAAUUCUACAUAGGACCUUUCAUAAAAUACCUUUUUUUUAUAUAUAUAUAAUAUUGGUUUGCCCUGAGAUCACACAUCUGGCACCAGAACACACAGUGACAUCGUAGUUGCUCUCCACUUGUUCCAAAUAUAUACUGUUCAAUUCACUUCAGAUUACACUGCCGUGAUGAGGCCUUCUUCUGUCGUGAAGCAUUGAUGUUGAAAUACUGUGGUAUUGCGGUUGUAUCAACGUCAGUUGGUUUCAUGUUUAGUUUUUUUCUACAAGUACAUUUUUUAGGUUGUCAUUUCACAAAUUUGAUUAAAAAAAUGUAUUAUUGGA
This is a messenger RNA of Esox lucius (northern pike), 4154 nucleotides long. RefSeq names its product euchromatic histone-lysine N-methyltransferase 2 (gene ehmt2). Gene Ontology annotation, cellular component: nucleus. Lineage: Eukaryota; Metazoa; Chordata; Actinopteri; Esociformes; Esocidae. The record is from RefSeq and is a predicted model, not a curated record. Bases 58 to 3711 code for a protein of 1217 amino acids. The transcript has 28 exons. Gene Ontology annotation, molecular function: zinc ion binding; protein-lysine N-methyltransferase activity; histone methyltransferase activity.